Messenger RNA from Geodia barretti, 1146 nucleotides. The record is from the annotation of a GenBank genome assembly. Lineage: Eukaryota; Metazoa; Porifera; Demospongiae; Tetractinellida; Geodiidae.
AUGAGUCGAUUAGGCACGGAAUCCGCAUUUGAGGUCUUAGCUAAAGCCAAACAGUUAGAGGCACAGGGCAAAGACAUCAUCCACAUGGAAAUAGGACAGCCGGAUUUUCCAACACCGAUUAAUAUUAUUGAAGCAGCGUAUAAAGCGAUGAAGGACGGACAUACCGGCUAUUGUCCAUCUGCGGGUGUGCCGGAGUUUCGCGAGGUUGUCGCACAACAUAUAACCGAGAUGCGUGGUGUUACCAUACACCCUGACGAAGUCACAGUGACGCCGGGAGCGAAACCUAUUAUUUUCUUCACUAUUUUGGCGUUAAUUGAUGAGGGUGAUGAGGUAAUUUAUCCCGAACCCGGGUUCCCCGUCUACGAAUCUGUUAUCGACUUCAUCGGCGGAAAAGCCGUACCGCUACACCUUCGCGAGGAGGUAGGCUUCCGAUUCCGGCUUGAAGAUCUUGAGGCGGCAAUCUCUGAUCGGACGAAACUACUGAUUCUCAACUCACCUCAGAAUCCUACAGGUGGCACGCUGACCCCUGAAGACCUUGAAGCAAUCGCGGAACUCGCACAGAAGCACAAUUUUUAUGUGUUGACAGACGAAGUCUAUUCCCGCAUUCUCUAUGAAGGUAAACACGACAGCAUCCUCAGUCUGCCCGGCAUGAAGGAACGGACAAUUCUGAUCGAGGGGCAUUCUAAAACCUAUGCAAUGACAGGAUGGCGAUUGGGUUACGGUAUUGCUCCCCAAGCAAUCGCUGAUAAAAUCACACGGUUAACGAUUAACUCCAAUUCCUGUACUGCCACCUUCACACAACUCGCUGGGAUAGAGGCACUGACAGGACCGCAAACCUCUGUUACUCAGAUGGUUUCAGAAUUUCAGAAACGACGCGACGCAAUUGUAGAUGGGCUGAAUGCAAUUGAAGGAGUUAGUUGCAUCAAACCGCUCGGUGCCUUCUAUGUGUUUCCCAACGUUACGCAACUGCCGAUUUCAUGUGAAGCACUCGCCGAUUAUCUCAUGGAGGAAGCAGAUGUCGCCCUAUUGCCUGGUACCUCUUUCGGCAAGUAUGGUGAUGGUUACCUUCGUCUUUCGUAUGCCAAUUCGUUAGAUAAUAUCCAAGAGGCAUUAGGCAGAAUGGAAACUGCAAUCUCGAAGUUGUAG